Acanthopagrus latus (yellowfin seabream) is the source of this 866-nucleotide messenger RNA. RefSeq names its product chromatin modifying protein 1B (gene chmp1b). The transcript has 8 exons. Gene Ontology annotation, cellular component: multivesicular body; ESCRT III complex. Gene Ontology annotation, biological process: protein transport; late endosome to vacuole transport; endosome transport via multivesicular body sorting pathway. The coding region runs from base 144 to 743 and encodes 199 amino acids. The record is from RefSeq and is a predicted model, not a curated record. NCBI's taxonomy places the organism in Eukaryota, Metazoa, Chordata, Actinopteri, Spariformes, Sparidae.
UGCGGAAGACGGCGAACACCGAGCGAAACCCAGAGGGCUGGAGUUGUACCGACAAGUUCUGCUUUGUUUGACUGGCUUUUUUGCGACCCCUUCGUGAGGAUUUUUGUCGUGAAAUUGUUGGACCACCAAGGAGUCGCGGCAAGAUGUCGAAAAUGGAGAAACAUCUCUUCCAAUUAAAAUUUACUGCCAAAGAACUCCAAAGAAGUUCCAAGAAAUGUGACAAAGAGGAGAAAACGGAGAAGCUUAAAGUUAAGAAAGCCAUCCAGAAGGGGAACAUGGAGGUGGCGAGGAUCCAUGCCGAGAAUGCCAUCAGACAGAAGAACCAGUCUGUGAACCUCCUCAGGAUGAGCGCUCGGGUGGAUGCUGUGGCAGCAAGGGUUCAAACCGCAGUAACGAUGAACCAGGUCACAAAAUCUAUGUCUGGAGUGGUGAAAGGCAUGGACAUCACUCUGAAGAGUAUGAAUCUGGAGAAGAUUUCAGCACUCAUGGACAAAUUUGAGCACCAGUUUGAAACUCUGGAUGUUCAGACGGCCCAUAUGGAGGACACCAUGAGCAGCACAACAACACUCACAACACCACAGAACCAAGUGGAGUCGUUGAUGCAUGAAAUGGCUGAUGAAGCAGGAUUGGACCUCAACAUGGAGCUCCCUCAGGGUCAGACAGGAUCUGUGGGUACCAGCGUGGCCUCUGCAGAGCAGGAUGAGCUGUCUCAAAGGCUCGCCAAACUCAGAGAUCAAAUGUAAAGGACGACUGCAUCGGACUGGCACCGUAAUGCGACGCUGUGGAGGACCAGUACACUACCUGAAUAUUACCCCCAAAAACCUUAUAUUCACGUCGAGUCCUUUCUCCCAUGUUUCUGUCGAGGA